GCUCAAAGAUGGCCGCCGGCGGCUUCGGCGUGCGCGGAGGUGGGAGGUGAGGGGCGGCCGGGCCGGGCUGCGGGAAGAUGGCAGAGAGCGAGCGGCGGGCAGGCACCUCUGAGGAGGUGGCUCCUCCUGUCCAGCAAUGCUUCAUGGUCCCCAAAAAGGAGAUAAAUGUGGUUUCUGACAUGGCCAAGUGGAAACGAUCUCAGGCAUAUGCAGACUACAUGGGCUUCAUCCUCACUCUGAAUGAAGGUGUCAGGGGCAAGAAGCUGACCUGUGAAUACAAAAUUUCAGAGCCCAUUGAAAAGCUGGUGGCUCUGCUGAACACCCUCGACAGAUGGAUCGAUGAAACCCCGCCCGUGGAUCAACCUUCUCGCUUUGGGAACAAAGCCUUCAGGACCUGGUAUGCCAAACUGGACCAGGAGGCAGAAAAGUUGGUGUCAGCAGUGAUUCCCAAGCAUUUGGCUGAUGCUGCCCCAGAAGUGGCCGUGUACCUGAAGGAAUCUGUGGGGAACUCCACCCGCAUUGACUAUGGCACAGGGCAUGAAGCUGCAUUUGCAGCCUUUCUGUGCUGCCUCUGCAAAAUCGGUGUGCUCAGAGUGGAUGACCAGAUGGCCAUUGUCUUCAAAGUGUUUAACAGGUACCUGGAAGUGAUGCGAAAACUGCAGAAAACCUACAGGAUGGAACCUGCUGGCAGCCAGGGUGUGUGGGGCUUGGAUGACUUCCAGUUCCUGCCUUUCAUAUGGGGCAGUUCCCAGCUGAUAGACCAUCCCAGCCUGGAGCCUCGGCACUUUGUUGAUGAGAAAGUGGUAAAUGAAAACCAUAAGGACUUCAUGUUCCUGGAGUGCAUCCUCUUCAUUACAGAGAUGAAGACAGGCCCCUUUGCCGAGCACUCCAACCAGCUCUGGAACAUCAGCGCCGUGCCCUCCUGGUCCAAGGUCAACCAGGGCCUCAUCCGCAUGUACAAGGCAGAGUGCCUGGAGAAGUUUCCUGUGAUCCAGCACUUUAAGUUUGGCAGCCUGCUCCCCAUCCAGCCUGUGACAUCUUAAGGAGACCGCAGGAGGAGCCGAGGCAGCGGAGGCACAGCACGGCGCUCUUCCUCCUCCCCUCACCCCUCCUCACCACCCAGCCCAUCCAUUCCUGCACAUCCUCAUCGGCAACCACAGAUCCAAAGCACAGGGAUGGGACCUGGAGCAGCUCCUCCUGCACGUCCUCACCCUGGGGACAUCUCGCCAGCGGCCGAGCCGGGGCCGCGCUGCUCUGCUCUGUCCCUGCCGGGAAUGAGGAUGGGCUUGAGCAGGGGCUGCCCUGCAGAAAAGGCCUCUGCUUGGCUUCCCAAGAGAAAGGGGUGUGGAGGGGAGGAAGGCACGUGUGUAUGUGUUGGGCAGUGGUAACUGCAAUUUCCCUUUUGAAUUUCAUUGGAGUUUCCUGUUGCUGUUUACUUUGGGAAACGGCUGCGUGGGGUGAGGUGUGAGCCUGUGCGUGUCUGUAUCAGCCAGCUCUGCCUGCACUGGAGGUCUGAACUGGGGAAAGGGAGUUGUAGGGAGUGUCUGUGGGUUGUGGAAGCCCAGGAUACCAUCUCUCCCUUUUUCUGGGUAAGGAGAGCGCCCUCCCUCCACCUCUUCUGCAAGAGGCCUUCCUUUCUCACUAGCACCUCUUCUCUUGGGUGAAGCUGGGAACCUCCUGGCUGUGGGCAUCUGAGCUGGCUCUGGAGCUGGAGACAAGGUCCUGGAGGGAUCCAGCUCUGUGGGAACAGCUAUGCAAAGACACUGCUCAGGCCCCCUCUGAACUGGCACAAACCCUGACACAUUCACACACAUCCAUAACUGGGUCCAACCUGCCCUCUACAAUCCCCUGCUUUGCUGCUCUGAGGCUGGGCUGGCCUCAGUGGCACAAGGUGACCGUGGUUGCUCCUGCUUGAUCAUAAAUUGUAGUGGCACCCCCGUGGCAAAGGGAUUUCCCCAUGAAGCAGCUCUUUGAGGGGGACAUCCCUGGAGCACAGGCAGCAUGAGGGGACAGCAUGCAGCUUCUCAUGCAUUCACAUACUCAUGCUGGAAACAAAAGCAUAAAUAGCCCAGGACAGCAGGUUAUACCUGGAGAAAGCUCUUUCCCUUUGUCCUUCCCUGCUGGUGUUGCUGUGCUGGACCUCAGGCAGGGGAGCCACACUUGCAGUGCCACCAGCAGGAGUGUGUGUAAGACAGGUGCUGUGGAUCCCACCAGCAGCAUCACUGGAGGGCAGAAGGGGCUGGUGCUGUUUUUGAGAUGAGCUGUCUGUCCACAGGUCGUGACCAAGCUGGUGCACAGCUUUGCAGCUGCAGUGGGGUUGUUUCUUCUUGGGGCUCCAGGCUGGGUAUGGCAGGGACAGAGGUCUGGGUUGGGUUUGCUGGGGAUCAGGAGCAGCAGGAAUCCUUCCUCUGGCAUUCCUGCAGACCAUGAAGGGGCUGCCCCCAGCCAGGCUGCUCAGCUUUUGCUGCUGCACUGCUUUACUGCUGGGCUGGGAGGAGGAGAAGUGGUUGGGAUUUUUUUCUCUUUUUAUUAUUAUUUUUUCAUUAUUUUUAACAGACCUACUCACUCCCUCUUGUAAAGGUUCUUGCGGGCACUCAGGGGAAGGAGAUUAAAAAAGAGUUAAGAGGUGGUGAAAUGUCCACGGAGCUGAAGCAGAGCUUUCUGGCACUGUUGCUGUCCUGUCUGCUCCUGGCUUGGCCCUGGGCAGGAGGUGGGGGACAAGGAGCUUUUGACCUGCCUGAAACAACUAUAAACUUCUAUUUUAAAUGAAAAUGGAAGACUGGGGUUAAGUCUUGUUUUACUCCUAAAUGGGAUGUGUUUUGUCUUUGCUUUCAAAUGGAUCCACUCCUGGAAUGUUGCUGGAGAUCUGUGUGCUUGCUGGGACUUGAUGAGUCCAUCUUCAGUGGAGCAGAGACUCAUGGUGCCUCCACCUGUGUCCCCUCACAUUGCUGUAUCUUUUGGCAGGUGUCCCCAUACUUUAAAUAACUGUGCAGCAUCUAGCCAGCCAUGGCAGGGCAAAAAGCCCCUGGUUUUCUCUGCCUGAGGGUCAGGAACGCAUCUCUCUAGGUUGUCUUGUGGAAAUGAGGCUUCCAUGCAAAAGGAUGGGUGGAAAUUUUGACAUGGAUACAUGGGAGGCACUCCAGGAUGUGGAAUACAGCACCGAAAAAGGGUGGAGAGGUGCUUCCUUCCCCUGCAGCUGCAGCAUUGCUCCCUGGGACAGUGUCCCUGGGCUGGGGCCCGCGGAGGCGGUGGGAGGAGGCUCACGCGCGGCUUUGUGUUUGUUGCUUGCCCGAGUCUGCACAUCUGUCCUGCUGGGGGUUUUGGGAUGUCAAGCAGCUAAUUCUCGUUUGAGUCCUCUCAGCCCGCUUGGGAUGUGCCCCUGUCACGUGGCAGCCACUUGCUUUGCCUCCCUGCUGCUCCCAGUGACAUCCCCCAUGGGCUCAGCUCCUCUGCCCACGCACGUGGCAGCACCAGGGCUGCUCCGUGUCCAAAGCAGCACUUCCCACCUCCCCCUGUGUUGUAGGUUUAAUUAAAGUUUCUGUGUUUUGCA
Molecule: messenger RNA, 3550 nt
Organism: Melospiza melodia melodia
Lineage: Eukaryota; Metazoa; Chordata; Aves; Passeriformes; Passerellidae
Gene: PTPA
Product: protein phosphatase 2 phosphatase activator
Exons: 10
Coding region: 78-1043 (321 amino acids)
Biological process (GO): mitotic spindle organization
Cellular component (GO): cytoplasm; nucleus; protein phosphatase type 2A complex
Molecular function (GO): peptidyl-prolyl cis-trans isomerase activity; protein tyrosine phosphatase activator activity
Source: RefSeq, a predicted model, not a curated record